AUGAACGCAGAACAGAAAGCCCGGAUAGAAGCAAACAGACAGAGAGCUCUGGAGAAGCUGAAGAAAAGAGGGAUCAUCCGCAGCGAGCAGGCCGAAAAGAUUGAGAGUCGUAAUGAACCCAGACCCAAGCCAGCUGCCCCCGAAUUAGCUCAGUCUGUCGCAGAAAACAAGGCCAAAGCCUUAGAGAGAUACAAACACCACCAGCAGAACCUUCGAGAUGCUUCCAGCAACAUAAACCAGUCGGUUGAACUCGACAAAAGCAGUGGUCGAAAAAGACCCUUAGACAGAAUCCGGCCGACUGUGAGGAAGCAAGACUACAUUGAAUAUGAUCUUGCGACGAUGAAGAACUCCUACGGUGGCUUUAUAAAUGCAGAAGAAGAUUUCAGCGAAGGACCAGAAAACAAAAAGCAACAGUCGUUAGAAGAAUGGCAAAAAGCUCAAAAAGAGAGGAAAGCUCUUUACGAAAACGCGCCGCCUCCCGAUCAUCCAUCACUGGCUCCCAGGUGUAUAGAAUGCCACAUCAAUACUGAACUGGACCCCUUACUCCAUGAUGUGUUCAAGCUUCAGAUUUGCAAGGCGUGCGCUAAAGCUAUCCCUGAGAAGUAUUCACUAUUGACAAAAACCGAGUGUAAGGAAGACUAUUUUUUGACCGAUCCAGAGCUGAACGAUCAGGAACUAUUUCAUAGAUUUGAGAAGCCAAAUCCUCACUCGGGUACGUUCGCAAGGAUGCAGUUAUUUGUGCGAUGUGAAGUCGAGGAAUUUGCCUACAAGAAAUGGGGGGGUGAAGAGGGUCUGGAUAAUGAGUGGCAACGGAGGGAAGAAGGAAAAGCACAACGGCGUGAAAAAAAAUACCAAGCUAAGAUGAAAGAAAUGAGAGUAAAAACUAGGGCUCAAGAAUAUACUAAAAAGCUUCUCGAACGGAAGCACGGAAAAGAGCAUGUGCACGAAUUUUCUACAGCUAUUGACGGAGGAUUGAACGAAGAAGGAAUUAAGCUUUCAAAGCGUCGCUGUAUUGGCUGUGGCUUGGAAGUUAACGAAAUCGCACUUUGA
This is a messenger RNA of Lachancea thermotolerans CBS 6340, 1050 nucleotides long. RefSeq names its product DNA repair protein RAD14 (gene RAD14). Gene Ontology annotation, biological process: nucleotide-excision repair involved in interstrand cross-link repair; nucleotide-excision repair, DNA damage recognition; base-excision repair. Gene Ontology annotation, cellular component: nucleotide-excision repair factor 1 complex. The transcript is spliced from 2 exons. Gene Ontology annotation, molecular function: damaged DNA binding. The record is from RefSeq and is a predicted model, not a curated record. NCBI's taxonomy places the organism in Eukaryota, Fungi, Ascomycota, Saccharomycetes, Saccharomycetales, Saccharomycetaceae. The coding region runs from base 1 to 1050 and encodes 349 amino acids.